Messenger RNA from Rhodamnia argentea, 2659 nucleotides. RefSeq names its product dolichyl-diphosphooligosaccharide--protein glycosyltransferase subunit STT3A. NCBI's taxonomy places the organism in Eukaryota, Viridiplantae, Streptophyta, Magnoliopsida, Myrtales, Myrtaceae. The transcript is spliced from 23 exons. The record is from RefSeq and is a predicted model, not a curated record. Gene Ontology annotation, molecular function: oligosaccharyl transferase activity. The coding region runs from base 137 to 2476 and encodes 779 amino acids. Gene Ontology annotation, cellular component: membrane.
CCUUAGCGCUAGGCAGCUUUAACACAACACACAACAACUCGUCGCGAGUCGCGACCUACGAAGUCUUCUCUCUCUCUCUCUCUCUCUCUCCAUAACCCUUGCAGUGCAUCAGAGCUCAGCUUCCUCUAGGCCGUCAAUGGCGGCCUCGGAGGCAUCGACAGCGACGAGCUUCCGACACGCCUUCGGUGGCGUUCUCUCCUUCUUCAUUCUCAUCCUGAUCGGCGUCCUCGCGUUCUCGAUCCGUCUGUUCUCUGUCAUCAAGUACGAGAGUGUCAUUCACGAGUUUGAUCCCUACUUCAACUACAGAGUUACUCAGUUUCUCACAAAAAAUGGGAUAUAUGACUUUUGGAACUGGUUUGACGACCGGACAUGGUACCCGCUAGGACGUGUGAUUGGUGGAACUGUGUACCCUGGACUAACGUUGACAGCAGGCACUCUAUGGUGGAUCCUGAACUCUUUGAAUAUUCCUCUAUCCGUGGAGACUGUGUGCGUGUUUACUGCGCCUAUAUUCUCUGCCUUUGCUUCAUGGGCAACCUACCUUUUGACCAAGGAAGUUAAGGGUGCUGGUGCUGGAUUGACAGCUGCAGUCCUUUUAGCAAUGGUUCCAUCAUAUAUUUCUCGAUCUGUGGCUGGCAGCUAUGACAAUGAAGCAGUGGCUAUAUUUGCGUUAAUCUUCACAUUCUUUCUCUACAUAAAGACACUUAACACUGGAUCACUCUUUUAUGCCACUUUGAAUGCCCUCUCGUACUUCUACAUGGUUUGCUCAUGGGGAGGAUACACCUUCAUCAUCAAUCUCAUUCCGAUGCAUGCGUUGCUUUGCAUUGUAACUGGUCGCUAUUCCUCUCGGCUGUACAUUGCUUAUGCUCCCCUUGUUGUCUUGGGAACAUUAUUGGCUGCAUUGGUGCCUGUUGUUGGAUUUAAUGCAGUCAUGACAUCAGAACAUUUUGCAUCAUUUUUGGUCUUUAUCAUCAUUCAUGUGGUUGCUCUUGUCUAUUACAUCAAAGGGAUUCUCUCCCCGAAGAUGUUUAAAGUUGCUGUUACCCUGGUUCUCUCUGCAGGCUUGAUAGUGUGCUUCGCCGUGGUAGCAAUACUCGUAGCACUGGUUGCUUCUAGCCCAACAAAGGGAUGGAGUGGAAGAAGUCUGAGUCUACUUGAUCCAACUUAUGCAAGCAAGUACAUACCAAUUAUAGCCAGUGUCAGUGAACAUCAGCCUCCUACAUGGCCAUCAUAUUUUAUGGACAUUAAUGUCUUGGCUUUCUUGGUUCCAGCUGGCAUUAUUGCUUGUUUUCUGCCAUUAUCCGAUGCAAGUUCCUUUGUUGUUCUCUAUAUUGUGACAUCAGUAUAUUUUUCAGGAGUCAUGGUGCGGUUAAUGCUGGUCCUUGCUCCAGCAGCUUGUAUCAUGUCUGGGAUUGCUCUCUCUGAAGCUUUUGAUACUCUUACACGGUCAAUCAAGUUUCAAUUACCUGGAAACUCUGGUGGAAACUCUGAAGCUAACGCAGGGGAUGCUAGUUCUGCUAGUGCCGGUGCACUGAAUGAUGUAAUCAAGGCUGAUAAAGCUGAAGAAACUGCCAAGGAGAGACCAUCAAGGAAGAGCAAGAAGAAGGAAAGGGAGCCAGUGGAAAAGCCUCAAAGAAAUCCUCGAAAUGAGAGAAAGCUUUUGGUUUUACCUUUUGAAGCGUCUAUUGUUGGUAUCAUUCUACUUGUCAUGCUGGGCGCCUUCUAUGUGGUCCAUUGCGUCUGGGCAGCAGCUGAAGCUUAUUCAGCCCCUUCAAUUGUUCUGACAUCUCAUUCUCAUGAUGGAUUGCAUGUUUUUGAUGAUUUUAGAGAAGCUUAUGCAUGGCUAAGUCACAAUACGGAGGUGGAUGAUAAAGUUGCAUCAUGGUGGGACUACGGUUACCAAACAACUGCAAUGGCAAAUCGCACUGUCAUAGUUGACAACAACACCUGGAAUAACACGCAUAUCGCGACAGUUGGUACUGCCAUGUCUUCUCCUGAAAAGGCAGCUUGGGAGAUUUUCAACUCUUUGGACGUCAAAUAUGUUCUUGUUGUCUUUGGAGGUCUUGUGGGCUAUCCUAGUGAUGAUAUCAAUAAGUUCUUGUGGAUGGUACGGAUAGGAGGUGGCGUGUUUCCUCAUAUUAAAGAACCUGAUUACCUAAGAGAUGGCCAAUAUCGGAUCGACUCUCAGGCCACGUCAACUAUGUUAAACUGUCUAAUGUACAAGCUCUCAUAUUACAGGUUUGUUGAGACCGAUGGUAAAGCUUUUGAUCGAGUUAGGCGGACAGAGAUUGGAAAGAAAAACUUCAAGCUCACCCAUUUCGAAGAGGUGUUUACAACUCAUCAUUGGAUGGUUCGCAUAUACAAACUGAAGCCUCCAAAGAACAGGCUUCGUGGUAAAGCGAAAAAAUCGAAGUCGAAAACAAGCUCUGCGUCAAGCUCAAAGAGAAGUGGGAAAAGAACAAGAAAUCCUUGGCAAUAGAGGUUUUUGAGAUUUUACAGGCUAUGUGUUCAGGAGCUACGUGUACUUCAUUGUAUAAUUAUAGGCGAGACACCUCCAAGAUAGUUAUUGAGUGAUUAGGUGGUCAUUAACCUUGCAGAGAUGCUAGUUCUCAAAGAUUUUGCAGUUUUGCCUGUGAAUCGAUAUUGAAAAUGUUUGUGCUUA